GAACUUAGUAUACGAAACUACGACCAACAAGGAUUACCCUCAACUUUCCGUCCCAGACUCUCCUAGCGGAAAGGUCCAGCGGUGGAUUGUUACCAUCUGCAUUCGAAGCUGGGGUGAUUAGCCUAUUGACCACAGGUUUUGACAUGCUACGCGAACCCCUACCGGAGUCAACAACUACACACAAUGGUGGAUCUGCAUCUGUUGUAGAGAGGUGCAGGCAACUGCUAGCGCCUGUUCUUCUUAUGUCUGCCAAAUCUCAAGACUCUUCGACGACUCUCGACAUCACAGCGUGUGCAGCCAUGCUCACCGAUGAUCGUUGCCACGAGUUUAUACAGCAAGCUGGAGAUAUGAAGCUUCAAAUUGAUGCCCUUGCCUUGCACCCACCGAAGAACCCCCAAGUUGGCGCUGUUGAUCCACACAUCAACAAGGAGGACUUAAAACGCUGCAUGGAGAAACACGGUGAAUCCACUCGGACUCCGCGUGUUUGGCUAGAUUCAGACACGUUAUCUAUCGGGUCACGGAAGGAUAGCGAAACUACAUUGGUAGAUUUGCCAAUUGAUCGCAAGGCUUUCUCACCUAUCCAGGAUCAUAUACAUCGCUCUGUCAAGGACGUCACACUCCUAGUCAAACAAAUCAUGGAACAUGACGAGGCUCUAUCAUCGCACGACCCAAACUCGGCAAAUGUUCAAGCAUCGGUACCUGGCUCUGUUCCACAUCAGAUGGCUCCAUCAUCGUCAAUUCCUGUAGAAGACGUCGCGAUGGCGAUAUCUUUAGCACAUCACUCAGGACCGUCCCCCGCAGAUCCUCAGAAUAUAGCAACAUGCUCUUCUGCCGACUCCUAUCCUUCGUCGUCACUGAAAAUUCCAACCCUAUCUAUGCCCGGGACCUGGUUCGGGCGCCAGGGUCUUACUCGCCCAGGUAUACUUACCAUUGAUUUUGCGGUGGGAGAUCGCAUUAUUCCCGCAGCUUCGUCGAGCAGUUCCUCCAAUGUUCCAUUUACCGUGCAACUUUCUUGUUUCCGCAAGGAUCCCCAUCAUGAGCUUCAGGAAGGUGACAGCCUGGAUACCACGCUUGACAAGAUCAGGAGUGUGGGCGAGGAUUGGCCAGCCAAAGGUACCCUCGUGGUACAAUUGAACGUUGAUAGCGCCAAUGGGCGGUCCUGGCUUCCCUACGAAUUGGAAAAGGGAGCACUGAAUGUGACCCCGUCUAUCACGCAAGGUAAUAACACGAUGCGUCUAAUACACCUUAACGAUCUAUCCGACUUUACCUUCGUUCUGUACACCCUCCCGCCAGAGCUUCCAAAGAGGGCCGAGCCCUGGAGGGGACGAUGCUGGGCAUCCAAAAUUACCCAGCCAGACUCAGAGAUUCCGUUUGACAUAACAAAUAUCAUUCAGCACUAUGCGAACGUACCAGUUAUUGUAUCAUAAUAGUCUACCUUUCGGUACCUUUAGACUGCGUUGUUCAGCUGUUGCAUUAUAAACCCGCACACGACA
Molecule: messenger RNA, 1493 nt
Organism: Suillus discolor
Lineage: Eukaryota; Fungi; Basidiomycota; Agaricomycetes; Boletales; Suillaceae
Exons: 3
Coding region: 144-1427 (427 amino acids)
Source: RefSeq, a predicted model, not a curated record